UGUCCCUCAUUUUAUAGUUCAUUGAUUUUAGUUCACGAAAUCUCGUGUUCAGGGAGAUUUCGCGGGACUUUCUGAAAGUUGGUUGAAUGGAAAAGGCGUUGGAUAUCGCUUGGUAUCAAAUGUACUUUUUUACAAGUUUUACUGUUCACCUCAAGCUCUUUUUAGUCUCUGCAAUUGGUCAUCUUACAAAGCAAGUUCCAGCACAGCACAGUAGAAGUUUGUAUGAAUGGCAGAGUGAUUUGUGGUUUACAGUUCGGAGUACUUUGUGGUUUACAGUUCUUACAGAACUGAGCCAGGGUUACGAGGAUUAUGAGAGCUAUGAGGAUGAUGCUACAGACAGCUUUGAUAAUACUAUAAGUGAUGAAUCUAAAAUGACAAUGAUUGUUGUAGAAGUAAAUAUAGUUAUAGAAGUGAAUAAAUUAAAUCCACGUCUGACGUCUCGUUUGUAUUUAAAUAAAGUAAGGAAAACCAACGAGAUUACAAAAAGAAAAGGCAGUCUGAAUUGUCUUAGUGUUCUUCAGACUGAUGUAGAAUAUGAAACAAUUAUACCUGAUAGUCACAUUCUACUUGUGAUUAGCACUGAUACAGCCAUGAUACCCCGUGACACUACACCGUGUGAUAUUCCAUUAAUGCAGCUUUCUUAUACAAGAAAAUAUUAA
Messenger RNA from Mercenaria mercenaria, 659 nucleotides. RefSeq lists its product as uncharacterized. The transcript has 4 exons. The record is from RefSeq and is a predicted model, not a curated record. Lineage: Eukaryota; Metazoa; Mollusca; Bivalvia; Venerida; Veneridae. The coding region runs from base 87 to 659 and encodes 190 amino acids.